Messenger RNA from Paracoccidioides brasiliensis Pb18, 1743 nucleotides. RefSeq lists its product as uncharacterized. The transcript is spliced from 2 exons. Gene Ontology annotation, biological process: carotene catabolic process. The record is from RefSeq and is a predicted model, not a curated record. The coding region runs from base 1 to 1743 and encodes 580 amino acids. Gene Ontology annotation, molecular function: carotenoid dioxygenase activity.
AUGGGCACCAUAGAUACCUCCUCCAAGUCAUACAAUGACUGGCCAAACCAUCAAGGAUUCAAUUCCAGCUAUGAAGAGAGGACUCCUGUUGAGCUCAAGGUGAUCGGAGACAUCCCUUCAUGGGCAGCAGGCGUUCUGUAUCGCACUGGCACAGGACGCAGUGAGAUAGAAACCGAGAAGAAGGAGAUCUACAAAGUGGCCCACUGGUUUGAUGGCUUAGCUGUGGUCCACCGAUUCCAGAUUCUGCCUCCAGAUGCGGUCCACUCUUCAGUCCGCGUGUUCUACAAUUCCAGAAGCUCCUGUGACGGACUAAUAGAAAAUAUCAGGAAAACUGGCUGCUCAAAGUCCAUGUCAUUCGGUGCGCGCUAUGAACCCUGCACCAGCUACUUCCAGAAAGUCAUGUCCCUAUUUCGCCCCAGCCCACCCAGAACCCAGGCAGAUCAGCAGUCUAUGGCUAUUACGGUCUCAGUCAAUUUCCCAGGAUUGGACCGCACGGGCAAGAAGAAAACCUCUGGACAUGCCUCCGGUAUUCAGACACUAGCCAACAAGACUGACUCUGCAGCCUUUCAAACCCUGGACCCAGAGUCCCUGGAACCUAUCGGAGUGGCUUCGCAGCAAGUCCUUCACCCAGACUUAAAGGGGCCCCUAUCGGCCACCCAUGCCAAAUCAGACCCAGUCACAGGAGACGUCUACAACUUCAACCUCAAGCUAGGGAGAAACCCUAUCUAUCGUAUCUUUACCGUAUCAGCUUCCACAGGUAAAACUUCCAUUCUCGCAACUAUUACUGAUGCCCGCGCCGCCUACCUGCACUCCAUAUUCCUCACUGAAAAUUACGUCAUACUCUGCGUAUGGAACUCUUUCUACACCGUAGGCGGCUUGUCAAUCAUCUGGCACCGGAACAUCAUCGACGCCAUCGCUGACUUCGACGACUCCAAACCUUCCACUUGGUACAUCGUUGACCGGCGCCCCGUCGACAAGGGCGGCAGGGGGCUCGUGGCCACUUACAAAAGCGACCCCUUUUUCUGCUUCCACACCAUCAACGCAUAUGAAGAGCCAUCGUCCGAUGGUAGCAGAGACACCGACAUUGUUGCAGACCUCAUCACCUACGGGAACCUCAACAUCUUAAAGCGCUUCUACUUCUCGAAUAUCAUCUCCACCUCGCCUGACGCGGCGAAAUACGCAGCAGGUGUCGACGACGCCAGCCGUCCCGUUUUCAAACGUUUCCGGCUCCUAUCACUCCCACCAUCCUCACCAGAUGCCCCAAAUGUGAAAAGCAGCACAAAAACCGCACGUGCCAAGUUAGAGUUCGAAGGUGAACCGGUCGACUCUCCCGAACUCCCGACUCUCAACCCUUACUACGUCACCCGCCGCCACCGCUACGUCUACGGCGUCACCGGCACCGGCAAAUCGACUUUUCUUGACGGACUUGUUAAGUUCGAUAUAGAAACGAAACAAGCCGUACACUGGAGUGAAUGGGGUCAGAAUGCUGGAGAGCCGAUUUUCGUCCCCAGGGAAAAAAAGCAAGUAGAAGGAGAAGGUGAAGGUGACGGUGAACUAGAUGAAGAUGACGGCGUGCUUCUUUCCGUUGUCCUCGAUGGGCUAAAAGGGACGUCGUAUUUACUUGUUCUUGACGCAAAGACCAUGACUGAAGUUGGAAGGGCAGAGGUUGCAGGGCCGGUUGGGUUUGGGUUUCAUGGCACUCAUGUUCCUGUGACUGGCAGCGGUAGGGGAUUGGAUUUUUAG